Molecule: messenger RNA, 2802 nt
Organism: Blastomyces gilchristii SLH14081
Lineage: Eukaryota; Fungi; Ascomycota; Eurotiomycetes; Onygenales; Ajellomycetaceae
Product: glutamine synthetase
Exons: 8
Coding region: 1-2802 (933 amino acids)
Molecular function (GO): glutamine synthetase activity
Source: RefSeq, a predicted model, not a curated record
AUGUCGCCGGAAACUGAGGUUACUCUGGAUAAUCUUAGUAUAAUUCUCGAGCAGGAUACACAAGUAAAGCUCGCCGGAAUCGACGCAGAUGGGAUCCUUCGUGGGAAACUUGUAUCCAAGCGGAAGUUUCUCAGCAUUGCCCAAGAUGGAUUCGGGUUCUGCUCUGUCAUAUUUGGGUGGGAUAUGCACGAUCAUACAUACUUCAAGGAGCUAGGGAUAAGCAAUAAGGAGAAUGGAUAUAGAGACAUGCUAGCAAUCCCGGACCUGACUAGCUUUCGGAGAAUACCGUGGGAGGAUAAUGUACCCUUUUUUCUGAUAAACUUUUUCGACCCGGAUACCAAGGAGCCUGUAUCGGCCUGUCCGCGCGGAUUGUUGAGGACAGCUGCUGAGAAAAUGGAGAAGCUGGGCUAUAGAGCUAUGGCUGGUGCGGAAUAUGAAUUUUAUCAAUUUCGCGCGCCUCCGAAUCCAAAUGCUCUCGAACGAAACUCUUCAUCAACAGCUACUUUUCUCAGGGAGAAUCCAGUGGAUGCUCUCCCACCACUAACGGAAGGGAUGUUUGGCUACAGUCUUACGAGGACGGUGCAUAAUCAGGAGUAUUUUUAUAGGGUCUUCAACACCUGUCACGAAUUUAAGUGUGACAUUGAGAGUUGGCAUACUGAAAGCGGUCCUGGCGUAUUUGAAGCCGCUCUUGAGUUUGGAGAGAUCAAAGAAAUAGCUGAUCGUGCGGGGUUAUUCAAAUACGUUGUGAAAUGCCUUGGCAGCAAAUAUGGAAUAACACCUGUAUUCAUGGCUAAACCACGGCAGGGACUCCCGGGAAACAGCGGACAUAUGCACGUCUCCCUUGUCUCAGACACGGGGAUAAACUUGUUCAGCCGCGACGAACCCGAUCCUUCACCCCCAUAUUCCGAUGUAGCAUACCUUUCCGACAUGGGCAGGCACUUUCUCGCAGGCGUCCUCGACGGCCUGCCUGACAUCAUGCCCCUUUUCGCCCCGACCAUAAAUUCCUACAAGCGUCUGGUGGAGAACUUCUGGGCCCCCGUCACCGUUUCCUGGGGUCUAGAGCACCGAGCUGCAUCUAUCCGUGUCAUCACGCCACCCACUUCGUCCCCGAAGGGCACACGUCUUGAGGUGCGGGUCCCCGGUGCAGAUGCGAACCCGCAUUAUGUCCUCGCGGCUAUCCUCGCGCUAGGUUGGCGCGGGGUGGAGAAGAAGCUCGCGCUUCCUGUUCCGCCGCUGCCUCGAGGGGCGGAGGUGGGCAGCUCAACCGACCAAGGGGCGCGGUUGGCUAAAAGUCUCAAGGAAGCGGUUGCCGUUUUCACACGAAAGGAGAGUGUUGCGAGGGAGGUUUUUGGAGAUGCCUUUGUAGAUCAUUUUGGGGGGACGAGGGAACAUGAGAUCCGGCUGUGGGAGGAAGCUGUGACUGAUUGGGAAGUUAAGCGGUAUAUCGAAACUGAGAAGCUUGAUGCUAUGAUGGGAGUUUCAGGCUUAGUAUGCUUCUUUGAGGAAUAUGCAGCUGAUCAAAAGAUUCAAAGAAAGCUACUUGUGCAGCUGUACCAACCCCUCACAGGUUCCACUGCAGACUGCAAGCUGGACAUAGGCUUUGUGAACAACUCCAAUGCCAGUGAGGAUUCCAGCUGCCACUGGUCACAGAUCCUGGGCCUGGGAGAGCUGAAGAAUGACAUCUCAUAUGAUGUCCCAUCAAAGGCAUGGCUUGACCUGGGGAGCCAGAUAGAGAGACUUAUUUUUGAUGAAGUGGUGAAGCGGGCUCCUUGUGUCACCGGGCGGGCGACGACCUGCUGGAAGGCACAUCUAGAUGGAGAUGAGUCCAGGAUGCCUCUCGUCAUCAAAGAUUCGUGGCAGUAUCCGGAGCGCGAGGAGGAGGGAGUGUUGCUGCGGGAGGUAACAGAGAAAGGAGUGAGCAAUGUGGCAAGGUACUACCACCAUGAGACAGUUUGUGUGAGGGAAAAUGACAAUGAUAUCUGCAACACUGUUCAGAGAGGCCUAGAUGUCACAAAGUCAGGGAACUACAGAACCAGCAGCUCCAGAUCAGUGUUGAGCAGAAAGGGUUCUCAUGCUGGGAGAAAGGAUGGAGGGAGCGGCGGUGUCGCCAGUCAGAAGCAUUACUCCACUUCAAUUGAUUCAUCACUGCGGCCGAGCAAACGGCAUUCAAUUUCUUCAACAAAAGCUGGUACUCACAACUCAAUGCCUAACUGGAUUCAUCGCCGUGUCGUUGUUCGGGAUUAUGGAAAACCAAUAUAUAAGGCAAGUUCGAAAGUCUCCCUGCGUGCCGCCCUGGAGGGAUGCAUUGAGGGGUACAAGGACCUAUAUAAACAGACCGGCUUGCUUCAAGGAGAUAUCUCUCCAAAUAAUCUCAUGAUCAAUGAGGAGGCAGAUAAUUUGUCAUGGAAAUCUUUCUUAAUUGAUCUUGAUCUUGCAAUCAGGGUGCAGUGGGAGGGUUUCUCAGGAAAUCAAGGAAAAACUGGAACACUAGUGUUUAUAACAAUUGAUGUUCUUUUAGCAGAUGAGAAACACACCUUUAUGCAUGCUCUUGACUCAUUUUUCUGGGAACUCUUCUGGAUAUGCAUACAUUACAAAGGGCCAGGCAAAGGCAAGGUGAUUGAAGAGUUUGAGAAAUGGAAUUUUAUGGACAUGGAGGCACUAGCAAAAGCAAAAAAAGAGGAGAUUUCUGAUGAAAGAGAUUUCCUUAUAUCAGGAGAGAAAUAUUUUACUGAGUACUAUCAACCUCUGCUACCUUGGGUUAACAAACUACAGAGAGAGGUUUUCCCUGGUGGGAGCAGAUAA